AUGAAGAGCGUGUACAUUCUGGCUGCGGCCGCCUCCGUGGUUACCGCCCACCUCCAACCCAACCCCGAGGACUGCAUCUGCGAUUUCACCGAUGCCUGCUACCUUCGCGUCAAGAACCUCGCCAACCGCGCCGAGUUCUGCGCUUCGAUCGAGUUCCCCAGCUGCGACCUCUCCCCUGUUGAUGAUGUUUGCAACAACCGACAAGAUGCCAUCAACGCCUGCGACUGCGUGCCCCAGGAGACUGCCAGCACCACCUCCGCCUCCGAGACUGCCUCUAGCACCGUAUCCGUGAGCCAGUCUACUUCUGAGACUGCCUCCGCUUCCACCUCCGAGACUGCUUCCGCUUCCACCUCCGAGACCGCCUCCGCCUCCACUUCUGAGACUGCCUCUGCUUCCACUGAGACUGCCUCCGGCUCUGCUUCCACCACCGAGACUGCUUCCACCACCGGCUCCGUCACUGGUUCUGCCUCCACCACCGAGUCUGCCCCUACCAGCACCGCCACUGAGGACUGCGACUGCGACUACGAGGACAAGUGUGUCGUCGCUGUUGUUGGUCUUGGUGACUCCGCCGCUGAGUUCUGCGCCACCCUUGAGCAGCCCGGUGCCAACCUCUCCGUCCUGAAUGGUGCUUGCGAUAGCCAGGUUGAUGCUGUCUACGCUUGCGACUGCCGCACCUCCAAGACCACCACCGCUCCCACUCAGUCCGCUACCACCUCCGCCACUGCCUCCGUGAGCGAGUCCGUCUCCACCACCGAGACUGCUUCUCAGAGCUCCGGCACCGAGACCGCCACUGAGACUACUGGUACUGAGACUGCCUCUACCGGCACUGAGACUGCCACUGAGCCCACUGGCACCGCUUCCACUGAGACUGGCACUCAGACCUCUGGCACCGAGACCGCUACCGAGCCUACCGGUACUGAGACCGCCUCUACCGGCACUGAGACUGCUACCGAGCCCACCGGCACUGAGACCGCUUCCACCGGUACCGAGACCGCUACUGAGCCUACUGGCACUGAGACUGCCUCCACCGAGACCGGCACCCAGACCACUGGUACUGAGACUGCUACCGAGCCCACCGGCACUGAGACCGCUUCCACCGGUACCGAGACCGCUACUGAGCCUACUGGCACUGAGACUGCCUCCACCGAGACCGGCACUCAGACCACUGGUACCGAGACUGCUACUGAGCCUACUGGCACCGAGACCGCUUCCACUGGUACCGAGACUGCUACUGAGCCUACUGGCACUGAGACCGCCUCUACCGGCACUGAGACUGCUACCGAGUCCACCGGCACUGAGACCGCUUCCACCGGUACCGAGACCGCUACUGAGCCUACUGGCACUGAGACUGCCUCUACCGGCACUGAGACUGCUACUGAGCCUACUGGCACCGAGACCGCCUCUACUGAGACCGGUACCGAGCCUACUGGCACUGCUACUGAGCCCACUGGCACCGCUUCCACUGAGACCGGUACCGAGCCUACUGGCACUGCUACUGAGCCCACUGGAACUGAGACUGGCAAGACCACCGAGACUGGCAAGGGCCACACCACCACUUGCACCACUGAGACUGAGUCCAAGCCCACCAAGGCCCAGACUACCCCCUAUGAGUCUCCUUACACCACGAAGACCAUCUACACCACUCAGACUCACACCUACACCAAGUGCCCUCCCUACGUCACUGACUGCCCCAACGGUCCUCACGGUCCUUACACCACCACUGAGACUAUUGCUGUUUCCACCACUGUCUGCCCCGUCGAGGAGCAGUACACCACCAAGACCAUCUACAGCACCAAGGUUUACACUCUUACCAAGUGCCCUGCCUAUGUCACUGACUGCCCCAACGGUCCCAACGGUCCUUACACCACCACCAAGACCUACCCCGUCUCUACCACCGUCUGCCCCAUCACUGAGGAGCACCCUGCCAAGCCCACUGCUUACUCUCCCCCUGAGAAGUACACCACCAAGACCAUCUACAGCACUAAGGUCUACACCAUCACCAAGUGCCCCGCCUACGUCACUGACUGCCCCAACGGCCCCAACGGUCCUUAUGUCACUACUGAGACUGUCCCUGUCUCUACCACCGUUUGCCCCGUGACCGAGGAGCACCCCGCGAAGCCCACCGUCUACUCUCCUCCCAAGGGUGCCACCACCCUCUACAGGACCCAGACCUACACUAUCACCAAGUGUGUUGGUGAUGAUGAGGACUGCUACCCCGGCAAGGUCACCACCACCUGCUACCCCACUGGCACUGCUGAGGUUCCUUCUUACACCACUGUCAUUGUUCCCGGUGGUGAGAAGCCCGGCUACGAGCAGCCUUCCAAGCCCGGCUAUGAGACACCCGAGACUCCCGAGACCCCUGAGACUCCCGAGACUCCCUCCAAGCCCGAGCAGCCCGCCAAGCCCGGCUACGAGACUCCUUCCAAGCCUGAGCACGAGGAGCCUUCCAAGCCCGUCUGCCCUGGUGGUGAGAACUGCCCCGAGGAGCCUUCCAAGGGCCAGCCCUCUGCCACUCUCCCCUACAGCCAGCCCACCGAGACUGGUGAGGCUCCUAUCACCCCCGUCACCGCGGGUGCUGGCCGUGCUGGUGUCUCUAUGGCCGUCGCUGCCAUCGGUGUCUUUGCCGUCCUUCUGUAA
This is a messenger RNA of Fusarium falciforme, 2637 nucleotides long. RefSeq lists its product as hypothetical. The record is from RefSeq and is a predicted model, not a curated record. Lineage: Eukaryota; Fungi; Ascomycota; Sordariomycetes; Hypocreales; Nectriaceae. The transcript has a single exon. The coding region runs from base 1 to 2637 and encodes 878 amino acids.